AUGUUCUUCCUCACGCUCCUGGCUCCCAUCUUCGCUCCUUAUAUCCUGGGAUGGCCUGCCCUCGCCACUCUCGUCACGCUGGCAGCCGAUCUCGGCAUCACCUUAGGUCUAGGGGUGGCGGCGGGUAACCCGGGCCUCCCGGAUUACCUGUCCCUGUCCCUGACCAUCACCCUGGUGGGAGCGUGGCUGGGCCUGACCCUGGCCACCGCCCUGUGGCGCAACCUGGAGUCCUCCUUCGACAGGAUGCCCUGGCUGCGCCACACCCAGGAGCUGCAGUCCCGGAAGGGGGGCAGGACAUACCAGACCAAGUGCCCCUUCACCGGGUUGCGGCCCACCGCCCGCUGCCCCAGCUGCAGCUGCCGUGUGCACGACAUCGCGCUGCAGCCCCCAGACCGGUGGGUGGAGUCGCUGCCCGUCUGCGACGUCCCCCUGCGCUGGGACCUGGCCAAGGAAGCCAUGGCAGGCGCCGAGAACCCCAUCCAGGCCCGCGAGUCGCUGGAUCGGGCGCUGGACUUCCGCGGCAACGUGCUGCUGGCGGGCGUGACCACCUGCUGCGUGGGCUGCGCGGCCUGGCAGAAGAACUGCCACCUCCGCCCCCGCCUGGCCCUGGGCAUGACCUCGGUGUCCGUCACCUUUGUCAUCCUACCCUGGGCCUUCUCAGGUUUCUCCGACACCAUCGGCGUCGCAGGCACGGCGCUGCAGGUGGCCACCGAGGCGCUGGCGGUGAGCUACUCCACCCUGGCCCUGCUGGUGCAGAUCCAGGCGGUGCUGAGGGCCAAUGCCUUCCUGGUGGAGUAUGCCGCCGCCGUGCCGGAGCUGCUCCCCCUGUUCCGGCCGCCCACCGCCGGGUUGCUGGCCCACCUGCAUGCCCUGUUUCUUCACACGCCGUGGGAGGGGUGA
Molecule: messenger RNA, 900 nt
Organism: Auxenochlorella protothecoides
Lineage: Eukaryota; Viridiplantae; Chlorophyta; Trebouxiophyceae; Chlorellales; Chlorellaceae
Exons: 4
Coding region: 1-900 (299 amino acids)
Source: RefSeq, a predicted model, not a curated record